AUGUCGUCGGAAGGUAGCAGUACAAAUUUCAUACGAUUGUAUGAAGAUCAAGAAUUAGCAUACAUAUAUGCAAUAUAUCGACCUCCCUACCCGGAUGCGCUACGUGAAGCAAUCAUGAACUAUCUAGAGAAGAAUCAACAUGCAAGAAGAAAAAAAGGAAAAUUUGAUAAAAUGUUGGACGUUGGAUGUGGAAGUGGAACAUUGUCAACGCAAACUUUUACGUCGCAUUUUAAAUCAAUACUGGGGAUUGAUAUCAGCGAAGCUAAAAUCAAAGAAGCAAAACGACUAAACAAAUGUAGAAACGUUGCUUUCGAAUUGGUAGAUAGUUAUAAAUUUCCUGUAGAAGACAACAGUGUUGAUCUCAUCACAUGCGCCACUUCCAUUCAUUUUCUUGACUUACAAUUACUUGAGAAAGAAUGUGAACGAGUUCUGAAACCGCGCGGAUGUUGUGCUGUUUAUACUAUUAAUUGGGGCAAUAUUACAAAAUUUUCCGUUGGAGGAACUGACUGGAGACAUAAGAUAGUUUUACUAAAUCCGAUUGUUGCCGACUUCUUUGUCAAUGUAAAAUCAUAUUCUAAUAAUUUUGCGGCAUUAGAACGAAAUCGACAAUUUUAUGAACAAAUCAUAAAUUCGUCCAAAUUAUGGCUUCAAGAAAUUGUAUGUGAAAGAGAAAUGACCCUUCGUCAACUCAAAAACGUUUUCCGAACUGCAGGUGAAUAUGCUAUUUUUAUGAAACAUGACAAGCCAACAACAGAUCCUCUUGAGAUUUUUGAUUUAAACAUCAGACAGGCACUCGAACUCGGAAAUGUUUUUUUGAGUGAAGACAUAUUUUUAAAAGUUGAAAUGGUGUAUCCUAUUUUUGUGUUUACAAAACACAUCACUUCGUGA
This is a messenger RNA of Styela clava, 888 nucleotides long. RefSeq lists its product as uncharacterized. NCBI's taxonomy places the organism in Eukaryota, Metazoa, Chordata, Ascidiacea, Stolidobranchia, Styelidae. The record is from RefSeq and is a predicted model, not a curated record.